UGCGAUCGCCAAUCAACGGCGCCAUAGCUGUAGAAGUCCGCGUUGCCGUGGCGUUGAGGAUCCUGGCUGGCGCUAGUUACUGGGAUGUUGCCCUCAUGUUUGGCUUGUCGGUGCCGACCACGUACCAGAUCUUGUGGUCGGUGAUCGACGCCAUCAACAAGAUGCCUGCGGGUUGGGGCAUUCGACUUCCCCCUGACCGAGGAAGGCUGCAUGCGAAAUGCCAACAGAUUCAAGGAGAAGAGCACCGAUGGCAUUUUCUCCUGGGUCGUCGCCGCCGUGGAUGGUCUGUUCAUCAAGGCCAAGGCUCCGUGUGCGAAGGACACCGCCAACGUCAUCGCUUACUACUCCGGCUGCAAGUCCCCGUACGGCAUCAACCUUCUGACGCCGUACCCUGGGAGGCUCCUGCCGCCGGGUGAGGACUCGUGCAACUUCCACCUGAGCCAUCUUCGUGUCAAGAUCGAGCAGGGCUUCGGCAUCCUGGUUUCGACUUGGGGCAUUCUGUGGCGACCUCUCCGUGUGCAGUUCGGAGGACGUGCGGAUCUCAUCACGGCUCAUUUUCAUCUGCACAACUUCCUGCAAGACGAGAAGGUAGCGCCGAUCCAGCUUGCAGAGGAGGACUCCUGCAGCGGGCGCAACCGGCUGGCCCUCCGUGCUACGCAGCGCACCUUGCCGGCUGGCUGGCAAGCGAAGCAACCGGCUCCUUCGAGGAGCGGUGAGACCCCGGCCCGAGCGGCUAUCCGCAUGAUAGCGGCGCGGGAGGGAGGGGCGCGGGAGGGAGGUACCUCAAUGUAGAGGGCGAAGGGCGCUGGAACAACGUGUUUUGGGUGUUAGCGCUAGGGUGUCGGCACGUCCCGGGGAGAGGUGGGGGGUGUGAUGUGUGACAUGUUGAUUCUCGCUCACAUGUUUUGUGGGUGUCGGUGUGGAGCGUUCUGACCAGAUAUGUCCGGGUACACUUGGUUCGUAAUGUGUUUGUUCAUGCCGGCAACACUUUAUGGUUAACAUGCAUCGUGUGCGGAUGAAAGCGGGGUCUGGUAGGUCUCGGAGGGUGCUUGUUUUACCUAGGGCAUUAAAAGUGUGGGCAUGUUCGACUUUUGUUUUUUCCUAAUUAGGAGCGUAUGAAUCGAAAACGUUGUUGUCGUUGAUACAACUUUGAAUGGUGUCUCUGCAUCCCUGCAUUAAAUAUUCGUCGCGUGGGUGAAACAUUGCUCCAGGUUGCAGACCUGAAGGAGACCCACACACACGCUAAAAAUUGGGGUCUUGUCGAAUCCCAUCGCGAACACAUUCCUGCGCUUCAAGUGAGCAUGCGCGGAGACGGGAAAAAUAGUAAGGCUCCAAAUUUGCGGAACCCAAGCGUGCCUCAGAGUUCCCGUCAACACCC
Ectocarpus sp. CCAP 1310/34 is the source of this 1378-nucleotide messenger RNA. The record is from the annotation of a GenBank genome assembly. NCBI's taxonomy places the organism in Eukaryota, Phaeophyceae, Ectocarpales, Ectocarpaceae.